CGAUAACCUAUAAAAUGAUUAUAGAUAUGAAUUAUUUAUUGUUAUGCAAGAAAGUGUUGCGUUACCGUCCGGUUACGAUAAGUAGCGUAAACAAUUUUAAUUGUUAUCCUAACAAUAACCGCUGACAUCCUCAUUCAGUUAAAAACAUGACUACAGUGAGAAACUUUGUUUUGUUAUUGAAGGCACAGAAGUGUGAUGAAAACAAUGACAAAUAUGAUAGUAAAUUAAUGCAAGAAGGUUUUGUGGUGAAGCAAGUGAAGACUCUUGAGUUUGAGUAUAAGAACUUGGAUAAGUUGAGGAUCAGUUUGGAUGAACCAGAGAAGUUCAGUGGUAUCAUAUUUGCCAGUCCCAGAUGUGUGAUAGCCACAAAGCUGGCUUUAGAAGGUUCAAAAAUUAAUAAGAAAUGGACAUUGAAGGAUAAUUUUGUUGUUGGUGAAACUACAGCAGAGAAAGCUGCACAAGAUUUGGACUUGGAUUGCUCAGGGAAGGAAACAGGGAAUGCAAACAAUCUUGCUGACAUCUUGUUGCAAGAUAAAGAUAAAUAUGAUAAACCAUUUUUGUUUCCUCAUGGUAAUUUGAAAACUGAUAUACUGAAGAAUCGAAUUCAGAGUGAACUUUCUCUGCACGAAAUUUGCAUGUAUGACACCAUACCUAAUCCUAAGGUAGAAGAGGAAUUGAAGAGUGUCACCAAUUGUUACACUUCCAUCCCUGAGUAUGUGGUGUUCUUCAGUCCUUCUGGAGUAAACUCAACUUUGAGUUAUUUAAAGGAGAUGAAUAUCAAUUUGAUGAAGCUGGUUGCAAUUGGUCCCACAACAGAGGCGGCUAUGGAACAAUUGGGUUUGAACAUCUAUGGUACUGCCCACCGACCGACACCCGAUGAUCUUUUGGACGUGAUUAGGGGGAAAAUAAAGGAAUCCGUUUAAAAUACCCUCAUUGUUUUUUCUUUUAUAAAAAAAAAAUCUAAAUAUGUAUAUAUAAAAUAAUUACAUCUUUACAAUUUUCCUCCACUCGCUUUUCUUUUUCUUUUUUUU
Messenger RNA from Nicrophorus vespilloides, 1031 nucleotides. Its product is annotated as uroporphyrinogen-III synthase-like. Gene Ontology annotation, molecular function: uroporphyrinogen-III synthase activity. Bases 147 to 923 code for a protein of 258 amino acids. NCBI's taxonomy places the organism in Eukaryota, Metazoa, Arthropoda, Insecta, Coleoptera, Silphidae. The transcript has 3 exons. The record is from RefSeq and is a predicted model, not a curated record. Gene Ontology annotation, biological process: uroporphyrinogen III biosynthetic process.